This is a messenger RNA of Stegastes partitus (bicolor damselfish), 5173 nucleotides long. RefSeq names its product nephronophthisis 3 (gene nphp3). Gene Ontology annotation, molecular function: protein binding. Gene Ontology annotation, biological process: convergent extension; kidney development; determination of left/right symmetry. The coding region runs from base 99 to 4007 and encodes 1302 amino acids. The record is from RefSeq and is a predicted model, not a curated record. Lineage: Eukaryota; Metazoa; Chordata; Actinopteri; Pomacentridae. Gene Ontology annotation, cellular component: ciliary inversin compartment; ciliary base. The transcript has 28 exons.
CAAGGCAGCCAGGAAGAAGCUGUGAGGGGAGCGGACCGUGAGUGAGCGGCUAUGGGCUUCAGAAAAGGCUGAGGACUUUUCCAGCUUGGGUUGCCACCAUGGGCACCGCAUCCUCUUUGGUCAGCCCCGGGGAGGUGAUUGAGGAUGGGUAUGGGGGUGAAGGUGGGGAAGCCUGUGAGAUACCGGUCGAGGUGAAGCCCAAAGCCCGACUCCUGCGCAGUUCCUUCCGCCGAGGACCACGGGUGAUCGGGGCCAGUUUCAAAUCCACAGGAUCAGUGGAUCUGGAGUAUGCUGCAGAGUAUGAAAGACUCCGUAAAGAGUAUGAAAUCUUCCGGGUCAGCAAGAAUAACGAGAUCUCAUCUAUGCAGAAGAAGGAGGCCAAGCUGGAUGAGGAGAACAAGAGGUUGAGGGCUGAGCUACAGGCUUUGCAGAAAACCUACCAGAAGAUCCUCAGAGAAAAAGAAAGUGCUCUUGAGGCAAAGUACCAAGCUAUGGAGAGGGCUGCCACCUUUGAACAUGACAGGGACAAAGUAAAACGACAGUUUAAGAUUUUCCGGGAGACAAAAGAAAAGGAGAUACAGGACUUGUUGCGGGCUAAAAGGGACUUAGAGGCCAAACUGCAACAGCUGCAGGCUCAGGGCAUCCAAGUCUAUGAUCCAAAUGACUCUGAUUCAGAUGACAAUCAAACCACUGUCACUGCUGCAGGGACCCAGUGUGAGUACUGGACUGGUGGAGUGCUGGGAAGUGAGCCCUCUAUGGGCAGCAUGAUGCAGUUGCAACAGACCUUCAGAGGACCAGAAUUUGCACACAGUUUAAUAGAUGUGGAGGGACCCUUUGCAAACGUGAGCAGAGAUGACUGGGAUGCUGCAGUGGCCAGUCUUCUUCAGGUCUCACCUCAUGUGCCCCAAGCCUUAUGGAGUAACACAGUGCGCUGCUACCUGAUCUUUACCCCAGAGACCAAAGCUGAACUGGAUAUCUUUAUUAAGAAACACUCCUCUGUGUUACGGCGAAUGUGUGAGGGUCUUGGCCAUUUCUACCUGAAUGUCUGCUUCCCAGAGGAGAACGCUGCUUCAUACACUGUGGAGCGCAAGCAGGAGAUUGAAAGGAGUUCUGUGUGUGUACUUCUUCUCAAAUCCACAGUCACAAGCUCUGUGGUGGAGGACUGCGAGGAGGCUUUUGUGAAGAAUCCAGAUGGCCAUCCACUAGUGCUCUACCUGAGAACUGAAGAAGGUCACAAUUUGACUGGACCCAUCAGGCAACUGCUGGAACGGGUCAAUGCUGCAGACAAGGCUGCUAAAAUCAAGGUGGUGGAUCAUAGUGGCUCUACAGAGGAGGGGGCCAACCUGAUAUAUGCUCAACUAGAGAAAGUCAUCAAACAGGAGCUGUUGGGUCUUGAAGGAGCAGAUGUUGACUCUAAGGACUCUGGGAUAGAGGAGGGGCACGAGGAGGACUCAGGAGACGUGCUGUGGGACCUGCAUGAUGAGCAGGAACAGAUUGAGUCUUAUCAGCAGGCUUGUAGUAGCACCACCUCACAGUUAGGCUUCCAAAAGUAUAUAGAUCGUUUGAAUGAUAUGAUAGCUGCUCCUCCUCCCACACCGCCUCUGCUGGUAUCUGGUGGUCCAGGCUCAGGGAAGUCUCUCUUGCUGUCCAAAUGGAUCGAGCUGCAGCAGAAACAAUCCCCCAACACCUUGUUCCUUUAUCAUUUUGUUGGUCGCCCACUUUCCACAAGCUCAGAGCCAGUUCUCAUUAUCAAACGCCUCACAGUCAAACUGCUGCAGCACUUCUGGUCCAUUUCUGGUUUGUCCAUGGAGCCUAGUAAGAUCUUGGAGGAGUUUCCCCGCUGGCUUGAAAGACUAUCAGCACGACAUCAAGGAAACAUCAUUAUCAUCAUAGACUCCAUUGACCAAAUACAGCAAGCAGAAAGACACAUGAAGUGGCUGAUCGACCCUCUCCCUGUCAACGUCAGAGUGGUUGUGUCUGUCAAUGUAGAGACGUGCCCUCAAGCUUGGAGGUUGUGGCCCACACUCCACUUAGACCCACUUAGUCCCAGAGAGGUCAGGAGUGUUGUUAAUGCGGAGUGUCAGAGCGUGGAUCUCAAACUUACCAAAGAUCAGGAAAAGAAGCUGGAGAGGCACUGUCGCUCUGCAUCGACCUGCAAUGCAUUGUAUGUCACACUGCUGGCAAGAAUGAUCACCAGCAGUAGAUCAUGUUGGUCACUGGAGAAGAGCCUGGAGCAAUGUCUUCACUGUCAGGACACCAUGUCAUUAUAUCGCCUGGCCCUUAAGAUGACGCUGAACUCUCUCAGCACAGACAGAGAACGACACAUUAUGAGAGAGAUACUGUGCCUUGUAUGUGCCAGCCAUAAUGGAGUGAGUGAAUCAGAGGUACUAGAUCUUUUCCCAGAGGUAGAGUUGCCUGUUCUGUCCUCUCUGCUCUACCACCUGAACAGACUCUGCAUUGUAACCCUCCGCUGUGGACUCAUCAGGUUUCAACACCUGCAGGCUUGGGAAGCUGUUAGGCUGGAAUUCUUGGAUGGAGGAAGCAGCUCUGCUACUUACAGAGAGAAGCUAAUCCAUUACUUCAACCAACAACUCAGCCAGGACCGAGUGACGUGGCGUGUUGCAGAUGAACUUCCCUGGUUGCUACAGCAGCAGGAGGACAGAGCUAAACUACAGCUCAGCCUCUUGAACCUGUUUGUUUCCCAAAACCUCUACAAGAGGGGUCAUUUCUCUGAGUUGCUGGCCUAUUGGCAGUAUGUGGGGAAAGACAAAAGCUCCAUGGCCACUGAGUAUUUUGACUCUCUGAAACGCUAUGAGAAGAGCUGUGAGAGUGAAGACAGCAUGACCAAGCUCGCAAAUUUGUAUGAAACUUUGGGGCGUUUCCUCAAAGACCUUGGCCUUCCUAGUCAGGCUGUAGCGCCUUUGCAGAGAUCUCUUGAGAUCCGAGAGACGGCCCUGGAUCCGGACCAUCCCAGCGUUGCUCGUUCUCUGCACCAGCUGGCUGGAGUUUAUGUCCAGUGGAAGAAAUAUGGCAAUGCUGAGCAGCUGUACAAGCAAGCCCUCGAGAUAAGCGAGAAUGCGUAUGGCGCGGAGCAUGCCAGUGUGGCACGAGAACUGGAGUCACUCGCUAUGCUUUAUCAGAAGCAAAACAAGUAUGAACAAGCAGAGAAGCUCAGGAAGCGGUCCGUGAAGAUCCGUCAGAAGACUGCUCGCCAGAAAGGUCAUAUGUAUGGCUUCACUUUGCUGAGGCGCAGAGCUCUGCAGCUGGAGGAGCUGACCCUGGGAAAAGACUCUGCAGACUGUGCUAAGACACUCAAUGAACUGGGUGUCCUGUACUACCUCCAAAACAACUUAGAUGCAGCCAAGGUGUUUUUGACCCGCUCUCUGGAGAUGCGCCAGCGUGUCCUCGGUCCAGAUCACCCGGACUGUGCUCAGUCCCUCAACAACCUUGCUGCGCUGCAUACUGAAAGGAGGGAGUACGAAACAGCAGAGGACAUGUAUGAGAGGGCGCUAGACAUCCGCAAGAAAGCCUUGUCCCCUGACCACCCCUCUCUGGCAUACACACUCAAACACCUGGCCAUGCUCUAUAAACGCAGAGGGAAGCUGGAGAAGGCGGUUCCACUUUAUGAGCUGUCUUUGGAAAUCAGGGAAAAAAGUUUUGGACCCAAACAUCCCAGUGUGGCCACAGCACUGGUCAACCUGGCAGUGAUCUACUGUCAGCUGAAAAAGCACAGUGAAGCCUUGCCCCUUUAUGAGAGAGCACUUAAAGUGUACGAGGACAGUUUGGGGCGCUCACAUCCACGAGUCGGAGAGACACUAAAAAACCUGGCUGUGCUCAGCUACGAAGAGGGUGACUUUGAGAAGGCGGCUGAGCUGUACAAGCGUGCCAUGGAGAUUAAAGAGGCAGAGCCAUCAUUAGUGUGCGGUAACGCCCCGUCUCGCCAUUCCUCCAGUGGAGACACGUUCAGUCUGAGGGGACCUGCUCCACUCCCACAUGCCCCGAGGUGACUCUCUUCAGCCGCUGACAGUACAAAUAUAGAGCAGCAGAAAUAUAAAAUCCCAUGGUUUCAUCAAAAAGGGAAGCAUCCUGGUCGUCACACUGUGAUCGUCGUCUGGAUGGAGGCUUUAGGGACAUACUGUACCUACCAGUAGAAUAAUGAAGUCUACCGUAUUAGUCUGUGAAACCUGUGUAUUUACCAGAAGUAUUUAUUAAUAUGUAAUCAUGUCUGUAUGACACUCUGAACAUCUGUUGAAUCAGUCCUUUCACGGGCUUGGAUCUCAGGUUUACACAACUCAGUACAGAUAUCUUUUGGCAUGAAAUCACUCCAUCAUUGAGGGAUUGUCAUACUCUAUGAUGAUUAAUGAGCACAUUAUGGGCUUUAGGUUACAACUCUCAUCCAGAAGACCUCAGUUUUUCAGAAGUUGAAGAAACGUACAGUAGAUUUUUUUUUUGGAAGGAUUACAAUGAACUCAGAAUCCACAUAAGCAUUUAUGGCUACAAGUGAAAGAACCUAAAAAUCCAGUACAAAAGGAGUUUCUCAACUUCUUCCUCCUGACAAUAACUAGCAGGACCAUCAGACCUCAAGCACUUUGAUUUUCAAAUCUACAUUGUGGACAUUCAGAAUGAGAAUGAUUUAGGAGCUGUCUGUUGUCUCUAACAUCAGAUGUGUCUUUUAUGAAAAAAUGUCAAGUUAAUUUUUUGUUUUAUAUUUAUGUUAAAUGCAACGUUUACCUAACAGUAUUAAGUAUGUAUUCUGAAAAGGGAACAUGUAGAGGCCAAAGUUAGAGUCCAAAACAAGCCAAGAGCACAUCUGAGGACACGAAAUCUCCGGUACCGUUUUUAUGCUGUGUUUAUACAAAACUAAAUGUAUUUAUUCAUGUACUACAGGUAUUUUAAGGGACUUGCCAAAAAAAAAAAGUUUCCAGGUUUAGGUACAAUAAAUUAACCAGUUCCUGUUUGACAGAAUGAACAUGAAGCCAAAAGGGAUGCAAUGUACCAAAACUUGCAGUCUCAGUGCCAAACACUUAUGUCUUUUAAAUGUUUUCAUAUAUCCAUGUAUCUAAAUCAUGUAAUUAAACUCUGUAAAAGCUGUACAGCACAGUCACAAGAAUCAUAUCCAACACGUCGAGAAGAUGUAUGCCAUCUAAUAAAUACUUUAUUGAGACAACUUAAA